AAAAAAUGGAAGGAAACAAAGACGAAGCUCUUAAGUGUAUAGAUUUAGCGGAAAAAUUCAUCCAGGAAAAAAACCGACAGAAAGCUGAGAAAUACUUAAACAAAGCUGAGAAACUAUUUCCUACUGAUAAAGCAAAAGAUCUAUUGCUUAAAAUUAAUCUGAUGGCUCCAAGUAACCCUGAAACCAACCAACCAAGAAGAAGAGUAACCACACAGAAAACGGAAGAAAAGGAAAACAAAGCUCCUGACUAUACUCCAGAACAAGAAGAAGCAGUUAAGAGAAUAAAAAAAUGUAAAGAUUAUUAUGAAAUUCUUGGAGUCAGCAAGGAUACUACAGAUUCUGAAAUUAAGAAGGCUUACAAGAAAUUGGCAUUGCAAAUGCAUCCUGAUAAGAACAAAUGCCCUGGAGCAUCUGAAGCAUUUAAAGCUGUAGGUAAUGCUGUUGCUGUGCUUACUGAUCCAGAAAAGAGAAAACAGUAUGACAUGUAUGGAUCAGACGAAGACCGGUUGUCAUCUCAUUCUCAUCAUCACACUUACACAAGAGGUUUUGAAUCAGAUGCUACAGCUGAAGAACUCUUCAACAUGUUCUUCGGUGGAGGUUUCAGUGGGCCCAAUGUUUAUGUACGCAGAGGAGGCAGAUGGCAAAGACAAACGGCUUCUAGUCAGUCACAUCAAGAACAUUCACAUCACAGAGAGCAACAAAGCAGUUACACGGCGUUUAUUCAACUGUUACCCAUUUUACUGGCUAUCUUACUAUCGAUGGCUUCAAGUCUUUUUAUUUCCGAUCCAGCGUAUAGUUUACAAGUCAGCACGAAAUACCCUAUUUUAAGAAAGACAGCUAAUCUGAACAUACCUUACUACGUCAAAGACAAUUUCCACAUGGAGUACCAAGGUUCUGUAAAACGUCUGGAGAUGUCUGUUGAAGAAGACUACAUACAAACAUUAAAACACGCUUGCUACAGGGAAAAAAGCUACAAGGAAUCGAUGAUUUGGAAAGCAAGAAAUUUUGGGGACCAGGAACUGUACCAUAAUGCCCAGAACAUAAAAAUGCCUUCGUGCGAGAAUCUACAGAAUUUAAGAAAUAGAUAAUAAAAUAAAUAGUGUUCGUAUAUUUCCACAUUUAGAGAUUUUAUCAAUAUAUUUAUAGUUAAUUUAUUUUGUGUCAUAGAGAAAGGGUCAGUAAGGUUGAAUUAUUAUAGAUUAUUGCAAAUUUUGUCGAUGUGAAUCUAGAGGAUGUAGGAAUACGUGUUAAGUAAAAAUAUGACCACAUUUUUAGAGAAACAGUAUAUACCAUGCAGUUAAAUUUGUAAAAAUAUGGCACGAAAGAAGCAAAAACAUAUUUACAUUAUAAGUGCAUAUACCAAAUAGAUCUUUAUCUUUAAAUUUUCGUUGAGUUAUGUAUGUUUUAAAUUCUAUUGUAGCGUAACUAGCAGGCAUGAAAACAAAUGUUUAAUAUAUAUUAC
This is a messenger RNA of Diabrotica balteata, 1462 nucleotides long. Lineage: Eukaryota; Metazoa; Arthropoda; Insecta; Coleoptera; Chrysomelidae. The record is from the annotation of a GenBank genome assembly.